Molecule: messenger RNA, 4689 nt
Organism: Acipenser ruthenus (sterlet)
Lineage: Eukaryota; Metazoa; Chordata; Actinopteri; Acipenseriformes; Acipenseridae
Product: F-box/LRR-repeat protein 3-like
Exons: 8
Coding region: 858-2069 (403 amino acids)
Biological process (GO): SCF-dependent proteasomal ubiquitin-dependent protein catabolic process; entrainment of circadian clock by photoperiod; G2/M transition of mitotic cell cycle
Cellular component (GO): nucleus; cytosol; SCF ubiquitin ligase complex
Molecular function (GO): protein binding
Source: RefSeq, a predicted model, not a curated record
ACAGCGGCUGCCAAUUAUUGUGGUCUGAAAGAAGCUCGUCACAAGAAUACACAAUUACACUGUAUUUAUUGUGUGCGUGUGCAUUCUAUUAAAAACAAACUGAAUUAGUGUAAUAGAUCGACUUAUAUAUUUGCAUUUUGGAUUUGAAAUUACUGUUUUCUUCUUGGUCUGGUUUGGCAAGGUUUUUUUUUUUUUUUGCUGUUGUUUUGUUUUGCUUUAUUUAAACAGCAUUGCCAUUUUUCUAAGGUGUUAGAUAUUGAAGAAAGGCUGUGAAACUAUAGACGGAAAGCAAAAAAAAAAAAAGAACACCCCACAUGGCAGCUGUUCCUGUCUCAUCAGUUCACUGUACCAGUUUUACUAACUGCGCAACGCCGUGUAGUUAAAUAUCUCAGAGAGAAUCCACUAGAAUUCACAAUGCACAAAGCAUCUGCAAGAAGGUGCUUUACUUGUGUGAUGUCAUAACGAUUGUGAAGGUGUGCAAUACGGAGACGGCAAGGUAUGCAGUGUGACAUGUGUUCUACAUUCUGAUACGUUUGUUUUCAACGUAUCUGUUGAGCUAGGAAGAAAAUUUGGAAGGAGACCCGGUGAAUGCCCAUGGCAGCUGCUACCUCAGACCAUCCAUCCAGUGUGAGCUAGAACUCAGAGCCGUUCUUUAGUGUAGAUCUCAUUUCCGAGCCUAUCACAGCAGAGUGCAGAAGAGAUAUACGCACACCUGGAAUUGGAAGUACCCACGCACACAUAACAACCUACAUGAAUGAAGCGAGGCAGACUAAGCAUCAAUCCUGAGUCACGGUCUUUCUGUCUCGGAGAAAGGGAGCACGAAGUACAGAUCUGGUUCUGCUUCUUUCUUUAAGAGCAUGGCCUACAGGCAGAACUCCACUGAAGACUGGGGGAACCUGCCUCAUCACGUGGUGCUGCAGGUUUUCCAGCACCUGUCCCUGGUGGACCGCGCCCGGGCCUCCUCUGUGUGCAGGAGGUGGAAUGAAGUCUUCCACAUCCCUGACCUCUGGAGGAGAUUUGAAUUUGAACUCAACCAGCCAGCCACUUCGUACCUGAAAUCCACUCACCCUGAGCUGAUCCAGCAGAUUAUAAAGAAACACGCUCAACACCUGCAGUACGUCAGCUUCAAGGUGGAUAGUUGCACAGAGUCUGCUGAGGCUGCCUGUGACAUUCUUUCACAGUUGGUAAACUGUACAAUCAAGACAUUGGGGCUGAUCUCAACAGCAAGGCCUAGCUUCAUGAAUGUUGCAAAAUCCCAUUUUGUCUCUGCUCUCACUGUGGUGUUUGUGAACUCGAAAUCACUCUCGUCCAUAAAGAUUGAUGACACUCCUGUAGAUGACCCGUCUCUAAAAGUGCUUGUCGCUAACAACAGCGAUACUCUUAAACUUCUCAAGAUGAGCAGCUGCCCUCAUGUUUCCCCUGCCGGGAUUCUAUGCGUGGCUGAUCAGUGUCAUGGUCUUCGGGAGCUUGCUUUGAAUUAUUACUUGCUGAGUGAUGAGCUGCUCUUGGCCCUGUCCACUGAGAAGCAUGUGCUCCUGGAACACCUGCGCAUUGAUGUUGUGAGUGAGAACCCUGGGCAGACCCAGUUCCACUCCAUCAAGAAGAGCAGCUGGGACGCUCUGGUGCAACACUCCCCCAAGGUCAGCAUCGUCAUGUACUUCUUCCUGUGCGAGGAGGAGUUCGACCCCUUCUUCCGCGAGGAAACCCCCGUGACGCACCUCUAUUUUGGGCGGGCUGUCAGCAAAGAGAUGCUUGGUCGCAUAGGACUGAACUGCCCCAGGUUGGUUGAGCUGGUAGUUUGCGCCAACGGCCUCCAGCCCUUGGACGAUGAGCUCAUCCGUAUUGCUGACCGCUGCAAGAAUCUAACAGCUAUCGGCCUCGGGGAGUGCGAGGUGACUUGCAGUGGCUUCGUUGAGUUUGUGAAGAGGUGUGGUGGACGGCUCAGCCAGCUGUCCAUAAUGGAGGAGGUGCUAAUUCCAGAUAGCAAGUACAGCGUGGAGCAGAUUCACUAUGAGGUCUCGAAACACUUGGGAAGGAUGUGGUUUCCAGACAUGAUGCCCACAUGGUAGACUGUUCAGACUGUACAUAACCACCCAACAGAGACGGUCUCCAAUUGGACAUUGCAUUAUUUGGAAGACACAUAAACACAUAAAAGACCUUUGAUUCUUUCCACUUUUUCUGACAAAAUUAUUUUGGAUUCAUCAACCAAGACUUAUUUUACUAGAAGCAAGACUUAGAAUAAAGGAGGGAAACCCAACUGUUAUUGAAAUUGGGAGUUUACUUUUUAAAAGAUUUGUAUUUAUGUUUUAGUGUAGUUUCCUUGUUAAACUUAUAUGUCAGAUAGAGAUUUACUCAUAACCCAUCACUUUUUUAGAUGGGAUAGUAUAUAUAUAUAUAUAUAUAUAUAUAUAUAUAUAUAUAUAUAUAUAUAUGUUUUGUUCCAACUCCUUAGAAAUAUAAAGAAUGUCGGGCUCUUUACGUGUUUCAUUUAGGAUUGUUUGUCUCAUUAAAAGGGCAAAUGGUAGAUAAAAUAUCAACUUGAUUAUAGCAAAGCUAAGGCCUGUUUUCUUGACGGUUUGACUUUUGUAUGGUUGAAAUGCUAAGUAUUGAAUUCAUAUGGUAUUUAAUAGGCAUCUUUGCUACUUCUACUUAUAUGACUUGGAAGCCUGUUUGAUAAAAUGUUGUAAUUCAGUAAAAAUGUUGCAUUAUAUAAAUUAGUGCUUAUAUUGUAAAAAAAAUACAUGUUUUAAAAAGCUAUGCUUUAUUUCUUGCAGCUGGUGAAAUAUGCAUAUUUUGAUAAUCCACCUGCGAAAAUAUUUCUGGUGUAUGGUUCGCUUUAUAUUAUGUGUAAGUUAAAGUUGUGAGACAACACAAGAUUUCCAAGGAAGUAGUUAAAGCAUUAAGUUGCUGAAAGGACAGUCUGUCGCAGAAGAUCAAAAGCACAGUAACUCUGUGAUGGCUUGUCUCCUCAACUGAUCAGCUUCAUUUAGCAUUCUUUAGCAUUCUCAAGGACUGAACUGCUGUGCAAAAUUGGAAUAGUUUUAGUCAUCCCUAAAAACUUAAGAAGCAUGUCUAUUCAUGGAUAGAUGUAACGUUUUCUACGUUUUGCAUCGGAAAGAUAAACUUUGUUUUAAUUGAGCUUUAAGACUAGUGCUUGUGCUGGUUCUUGUCUGUGAGUUACAGCAGAUGUAAUCCACUCACAGUCUCUCUGGGCUGAGCUUAGUUUAAAUCUGUAUUUAAUAACACACAUGUUUUGUGGGCCAUAAAUAGGAAUGCAGUUGCUUCAGAAAACCUGUAAAAACAAGAUUCUGAUUCUGGUCCAUUUAGAAAGGUGUUUCACACAGAUUUAUUCAUGAAUGUGUUUAUUUUGGUAAGUGGGCGGUAUUCUUUUUAGCACACAGCUCCACAUAUUAGUGGUUAAAGAAAAGGGCUUGUAACCAGGAGGUCCCCGGUUCAAAUCCCACCUCAGCCACUGACUCAUUGUGUGACCCUGAGCAAGUCACUUGACCUCCUUGUGCUCCGUCUUUCGGGUGAGACGUAAUUGUAAGUGACUCUGCAGCUGAUGCGUAGUUCACACACCCUAGUCUCUGUAAGUCGCCUUGGAUAAAGGCGUCUGCUAAAUAAACAAAUAAUAAUAAUAAUAAUAACAACAUAUGAAAACAACACUAAGAUUUAUACAUCUGGUUCCUCCUUGAAGGAAGCCCCUUCUAAGACACUGUGCUGUGUCUGAAUAGAGAGCUGAGUCACUUUUUGCUGCAGUACCAGAGCAUUGUUGCAAUGACCGAAAAUUAACUUUUUCAAUUUAUUGUAUUUGCAACCCUGCCCUGCCCUGUUUUCCCCAAAUCUUUUAUGUCAGGAUCACCGAAUCCUCUUUCCACAUGCAAAAGUACAUUACAUUUCUUUAACUUGUUCAUAAAUGAUGUGCCAAAGAACAAAGAACAAACUAACCGUCUCUCCAUUGAUAUGUUAGACAUGUACGAAAUGUAUUUCCUUUUUUUGGGGCUGUUUUUCAAAAUCCUGUCAGCUAUGUAUUUUUUAUUCCACUAUGUGAUGGGGCAAGGACAUAUACAAGUAUCUUGGUCUCUAGUAGGAAUCUGAACUUUAAUGUGUUUAAAUCACCACUUUAUAAAGUUACUGUGCAGCUCAAGUACAGCUGCAGAUCACACUUACAUGUUCUUAAUUAUCAGGAUACAAAUACAAAAAAUCCAAAAGUCAAAUGCAGUUUUGAGAUUUACUCCAAAUGCAAUACAAUUUGAUGAUCAUUUUGACUUAUACAAACUUACUGGACUUAUUAUUUUAGAGACCAGGAGAAAUAUACCUAGGUUGCUUUUGGGUUAAAUUACUGAAAACUGUUUCUGAAAUGUCUGUUUGUUUGUUUUCUAAACGUCUUGUUAGACAUUGUUUAUCGGCUACUGCUUUUAUGAAUGUGGCAAUGUCUUUGUAAAAAAUAGAAUUAAAAAAUAAAGUUAAUAUUAAAGGUUUGAAACUGCAGGAUUUUAUUCCACAUGAAAGCAAAAUGCUGGGAAUAUAUUGUUCAAGUGAAGUUAUUGAUUGCCACAGAAAUUAUUAUUAUUUUUUUUUUCCUGUUUUAAAUUGUAACAUUGUGUGAUUGUAUAGUUUGGCUCAUUUUGAUACCCGGUGUCUUCUAUAAGCAUAGCAGUGCAUUGUAUUAAACAGAAGUAAAGACAA